Molecule: messenger RNA, 1838 nt
Organism: Cladocopium goreaui
Lineage: Eukaryota; Dinophyceae; Suessiales; Symbiodiniaceae
Source: the annotation of a GenBank genome assembly
AUGCUGGGCGUGGCUCGCCGCGCGGUGGGCGCACUGGGCACGGCGGCUGGCCGGGCCGGCCGUGCCCAAGCGCCACAAGUCUGGCAGUCGGUGCCAGCAGCAUGUCAGCUGGAGGCCAGGCGUGGCUACCGCCAUUGGUGGCGUGUUCUGCCUGAGGACUUUGAGCUGAACACUGAGUCUAUGCCAAAGGAUGUGAAGUCUUUGAUGGCCAGCAACCCUUACAACUUGGGGUUCAUUGAUGCGUACUGGUACUGGAGGAUUCGUGCUGAAAGCACCAUCAUGGAUCCAGAAAAUCUGCCGAAGAAGUCCUACAAGCAGCUUUGCCGUGACAUGGGCCUGACAAUUGUGAACGAGGCUGCAGAAAACAUCCUCGGUGUCAUUGAGCUUUACGAGUACCUGAAAUCUUCACCAUUCAUUGGGCCCUUUGGAACCAUCGAAAACCCUGUGCUGGUCCCCGCCAUCCACACUGAGCGUGUUGUUGGAUGCACUGGCGGCACCGGUGACAAUGAGCAUGUCCCUCUUUGGUUCCGCUGCCGUGAGGGUUUCUUGUACCGUUGUGGUGAGUGUGACCAGAUCUUCAUGUUGGUGAGAGUCCUGUACGAGCUUCCAGAAGAGGGUGCCGAGAUCAAUCCUAUUGACCCGGAUGUGAAGGAUGUCUUUGAUUUUGCUUUGCUAGAGAAGGGCAAUGAGGUCUGGAACACAGGUGGCUUCAUCAAUUGGCCAACUGGCUAUGAUGCCCUGCAUGGCACCGAAUUAGGCGGUAAGCCCGACGCUUCCAGCUCCCCUGGUCGCGUUACGCCGCGGCCUGGCGUCGGCAACGUGCGCCCCGUGAUGCUGGGCGUGGCUCGCCGCGCGGUGGGCGCUCUGGGCACGGCGGCUGGCCGGGCCGGCCGUGCCCAAGCGCCACAAGUCUGGCAGUCGGUGCCAGCAGCAUGUCAGCUGGAGGCCAGGCGUGGCUACCGCCAUUGGUGGCGUGUUCUGCCUGAGGACUUUGAGCUGAACACUGAGUCUAUGCCAAAGGAUGUGAAGUCUUUGAUGGCCAGCAACCCUUACAACUUGGGGUUCAUUGAUGCUUACUGGUACUGGAGGAUUCGUGCUGAAAGCACCAUCAUGGAUCCAGAAAAUCUGCCGAAGAAGUCUUACAAGCAGCUUUGCCGUGACAUGGGCCUGACAAUUGUGAACGAGGCUGCAGAAAACAUCCUCGGUGUCAUUGAGCUUUACGAGUACCUGAAGUCUUCACCAUUCAUUGGGCCCUUUGGAACCAUCGAAAACCCUGUGCUGGUCCCCGCCAUCCACACUGAGCGUGUUGUUGGAUGCACUGGCGGCACCGGUGACAAUGAGCAUGUCCCUCUUUGGUUCCGCUGCCGUGAGGGUUUCUUGUACCGUUGUGGUGAGUGUGACCAGAUCUUCAUGUUGGUGAGAGUCCUGUACGAGCUUCCAGAAGAGGGUGCCGAGAUCAAUCCUAUUGACCCGGAUGUGAAGGAUGUCUUUGAUUUUGCUUUGCUAGAGAAGGGCAAUGAGGUCUGGAACACAGGUGGCUUCAUCAAUUGGCCAACUGGCUAUGAUGCCCUGCAUGGCACCGAAUUAGGCGGUAAGGCCCGAGACGAAGAUCAGCGUGCCAUCGGAGAGUGAGGAUACUGAGAGAGCUUAUUGAUGUUGACUGAAACUGUCGUACAUACUUUAAAUCCAGCAAGCAUUGCAAGCAUUCAGGUUAUUUCACAUUUUCUUCUUCUGCAAUUGUCAUUGUUCUCAUUUCAUUGUUGCUUCAAUUGAUUGAUGACUUAGCUUGGAUGAAUAACGCUUCCAGAGUGAGAGAACACUGCUUGAUGUCUGAGAAA